This is a messenger RNA of Ipomoea nil (Japanese morning glory), 1155 nucleotides long. RefSeq lists its product as uncharacterized. NCBI's taxonomy places the organism in Eukaryota, Viridiplantae, Streptophyta, Magnoliopsida, Solanales, Convolvulaceae. Gene Ontology annotation, biological process: telomere maintenance; DNA repair. Bases 1 to 1155 code for a protein of 384 amino acids. Gene Ontology annotation, molecular function: DNA helicase activity. The transcript has a single exon. The record is from RefSeq and is a predicted model, not a curated record.
AUGGAAGUGGAGAAGUUGUUGAAUGUUUGGAACAAGUCUCGAAGUGAUUAUCCACCAAUGCCGAUGCCUGUGGGAAGUCAUGAAUACUGUUUCGGUAAUCGGUUGUUGUACGAAGAAUUUACGUACGACAAAGAAGCUUUAAAGCUAGAACAUGAAUCACUGUUUUCUAAACUAACUGAUGAACAAUUACUCAUAUACAACAAAGUGAUGGUGGAUGUUGAAUCUAAUAAACGUGGUUUGUUCUUUGUUUAUGGAUAUGGUGGAACUGGCAAGACAUUUUUAUGGAGGACACUGGCGGCUGCUUUAAGGUCAAAGGGAGAAGUUGUUUUGAAUGUAGCAUCAAGCGGUAUAGCCUCACUACUUUUACCGGGUAGAAGGACUGCACACUCAAGGUUUUCUAUCCGCAUUGCAGUGAAUGAAGACUCAACUUGCAACAUUAGCCAAGGUAGUCCACUUGCUGAAUUGAUUAUAAAAGCUAAGUUAAUCAUAUGGGAUGAAGCUCCAAUGACGCACAAACAUUGUUUUGAAGCAUCAGAUCGAACAAUGAGAGACAUAUUUCGUUUCACCAAUCCAAAAAGCUUAGAAAUGUCUUUUGGUGGAAAAACAGUUGUACUUGGAGGUGAUUUUAGACAAAUACUACUAGUUAUACCAAAAGGUAGCAGACAAGAUAUAGUACAUGUAAGUAUAAACUCAUCAUACUUGUGGAGUAAUUGUGAAGUACUACGCUUAACAAAGAAUUUGAGGUUGCGUGGUAUUUCAAGUGCAGAAGAAGUUGAAAAGUUAAAUAGUUUUGCAAAAUGGAUUGCUGAUCUAGGAGAUGGAAAUUUAAGAGAAGAGAAGAAUGGUAUCUUCAAUAUAAGGAUUCCAGAUAAUUUUGUUAUAAGAAAUGAAGUUCACCCUAUAGCAGAAAUUGUCCAAAGCACAUUUCCUUCGUACGGUCAGGGUCAACUAGAUCAUAAACAUUUAGAGUCUCGAGCUAUAUUAGCUCCAACAUUAGAUGUUGUGGACAAGGUGAAUGAAUACAUGAACAGUAUGAAUGAGGCAACUUCCAAGACAUAUUUUAGUUGUGAUUCGGUUUGCAAAUUAGAUACAAAUGCUGAUAUGUUAUCAGAGGUUCACACUACAAAGUUCCUGUUGGUCCCGAAAGGGUGGUAA